Podarcis muralis (Common wall lizard) is the source of this 1797-nucleotide messenger RNA. The record is from RefSeq and is a predicted model, not a curated record. Lineage: Eukaryota; Metazoa; Chordata; Lepidosauria; Squamata; Lacertidae.
CUUCUCCCAGAACGCUGCCUUGUGUUUGCGGAAGGGGCUGCUUGAGGUCUGUUUCCACUGGGUGAAGGCGCAAGCAGCGGUUCCCUAGAAGCUGCUCCAAGUUAACAUCUGCUGAAGGUUGGGGCGGGAGAAGGAGGGCAGCAUGAGUGCCAAGGAACCGCUGCUGGGAACGCUAAAAGUAUGUAUCCUCAACCUUCAGGGGAGCAGCAGCCCUUACACAGACACCUCCCCACACUUACAGUCCUUUUGUGAGGUCCUGGAAAUGAUCCUUCGCAAAGGAAUAAAACAGCCUGUUCUGGGGUUCAAGAGAAAGGACUAUUGGCACUGGCUGGAACUGCUUCCGCAAGUAACCCAUCCCAGCAUGACCCUCCUGUCAAUGAUGAUUGAGAAAACUAAUUCCUGUGAGAAGGUGCUGACAGCACAAGGACGAGGGCGGUACUUCCUGCGCCUGGCUUUGAAUAGGAAGUUACUAGCUGUUGCUGUUAAGCAGUUGAUCAGAUCUUCCAGGCUGCUUGAGUGGUAUGAUCCAAUGACCUCCAUCCUGGGCAAUGAAGACUUAUCUGAGCCUUUCCUCUCUCUGAUGCUGGUGGUGACAGAAAUGAAUUUCUCCCUAGAUUUGCAGAAUUCCAGUUUCUUGGAUGAAAGCUGGCAACUUCCGGUGUGCCUGACCUACGAAACUGUCCCCUGCAGGGAGCUGGGAAUGGUGCUCAGAUAUUUGGAUGGACGGAUUUUCAUCGUUAAUGUGCUCCCCCAAAGCCAGGCAGCAGUGGAUGAGGUGGUGCUGGUUGGAGAUGUUAUUGAUGAGAUAAAUGGAUCUUCACUGAGGAACGCAUGCAAUGGACAGGCUGGGACAGUGCUACAGAAGUACAAGGGCAAGCCUCUGAGCUUCCGCCUGAUCCGCUGGAAGUGGCACGAUGGAGGGAUGUACAAGCCGCUUCUCCCCUACCUGAAAAUCCUCCAGGAGAAAAUCCCCAGCUUCCAGCUCCAGCAUGAGCACACACACAAGGAAAAGAAAGAGGACCGGUGCUUGCAGGGGGGCAGGCUGCUGUACAACCUGCGGUACUUAGGCCACGUCAAUGUAGGAAAGGUGAGACUGGGUCUUGGACAGAGAAGGGAGGAUUGUUUAGCUUUCCUUGUUGUUGGUUUAUGUCUUUUAUUUUUGUUACACCUUUCCGAUUCUUAUUUUCAGUAUGGAAGCAAAGAGGUGUUAGACCAAGGCAUACCUAUGGUUUUAGAGAAACGUUUGCCACGACAGGAGGUUUUAUUUGAUGUCAAAGAAACAGAAGUCGUUGUUCAAGAGAAAGCUGCUUCAAAGGUUCUGUUUCGUUACUCUUAUACAGACAUUUCCUGUGUGGGACGGCGUCUGGACAGCAACAAUCUCUUCGCCUUCUGCAGUGUGGUUUCACCUGAGUCUUCGGAACAAAGCACCUUCGACUGUCUUGUAUUUGAAUCAAACACUGAAGAUGAAAGUGAGGAAAUAAUAAGAAGAAUUGCUGCUGGAUUUAAACACACAGAAUGGUUUGUCUGAUUGAGAUGCAUGAUGCUCUGCUUCUGGGUUUCUGCCAAUGACCUACUUUUGGAGCUGAACUGGCAUGCAAAAGGGCCUAGUUUCAGUCAGUGAUACGCUGCCAGGCUUGCGCUUGGAUUAAGGCGGCACUAUGAAAGGAUUAAAACUCUACACUGGAAAUAGUAUUUUGGCUACCUCCUACAACAGAAGACUGAGUUUUUACAAGUGUUUUCUUUUCAUGUUUAUACGGACAUCUGCAGAAUUUGGAAUAAAAUCAAGCUGAAGCCAUG